This is a messenger RNA of Aspergillus welwitschiae, 426 nucleotides long. RefSeq lists its product as uncharacterized. The record is from RefSeq and is a predicted model, not a curated record. NCBI's taxonomy places the organism in Eukaryota, Fungi, Ascomycota, Eurotiomycetes, Eurotiales, Aspergillaceae. The transcript has a single exon. Bases 74 to 328 code for a protein of 84 amino acids.
GAAGGAUGUCCCUUAUCGCAGAGUUAAUUAAACAAUUCUGCAGUAUGUGCCUGUUUAGUGAUGGGCUACUGAAAUGUCACAUACCAGCAACACAGGGCUGCUUUCUUCCGGACGUGCCCCACCACGUGAUCUGACAGCUACUCCGAUAAUCCGCCGAUCUGAGCUUGACAGCAUCAAGCAUGAAACCAUCUCCCCCUCUCGGUUGUCUCCGAUGCUUGGCCUACCUUGGACCCAGUCAUGGGCCUGUCAGGAGUCAGAUGUGGGUUUCAAGGUUAUAGCACGCUUGUCAACGUCUAACAGAGGGGCGUCUCGGACGAAAAGCAGCUGAUACAUGUCUCAACGAGGGAUGGCUCUAUUGCCAUUCUUACAAUGGCAAUUAUUGGUCGUUAUCAAAUGAAGGGGAACUGUGUGUGCCUCAGAUUCGUC